CGGCAGCAGCAGUGUUGUUUUUCUUUUUUUUGUACCAGACGUGUGUGCUAUUUUUACACUCGCAUAAAAUUAUUAAAUAAAUUUUGUUGUAAGAAAAUUUAUAAAGCCAUUCAAAAUGACCACUUUAAGACCCUUUACUUGUGAUGAUUUAUUUAAAUUUAACAAUGUCAACUUUGAUCCGCUAACAGAAACAUAUGGUCUGUCAUUUUACACACAGUACUUAGCUAGGUGGCCAGAGUUUUUUCAAUUGGCUGAAUCUCCCAGUGGACAAAUAAUGGGUUAUAUCAUGGGCAAGGUAGAGGGCCAUAUGGAAAACUGGCAUGGUCAUGUUACAGCCUUAACGGUUUCUCCCGAUUAUAGACGUUUGGGUUUGGCUGCUUUGUUGAUGCAGUUCUUGGAAGACAUAUCAGAAAAAAAACGUUCUUAUUUUGUGGAUCUGUUUGUGCGUAAAAGUAAUCAAAUUGCUAUUAACAUGUAUAAGAAUCUGGGCUAUAUUAUAUAUCGUACGAUAUUGGACUAUUAUUCGGGAGAUCAAGAUGAGGAUGCUUAUGAUAUGCGCAAAGCUUUAUCGAGAGAUGUGGAAAAAAAGUCUAUAAUACCCUAUACACAGCCAGUACGCCCGGAAGAUUUAGAUAUGCAUUGAUAUUGAAUGUCUUGUGUUUUUCUAUCAUUCUUUUGAGUUUCAUACUUUUUGCAAGCAAUAUACAUUUAUUUUUUUAAUAUUA
This is a messenger RNA of Calliphora vicina (urban bluebottle blowfly), 725 nucleotides long. RefSeq names its product N-alpha-acetyltransferase 20 A (gene Naa20A). The record is from RefSeq and is a predicted model, not a curated record. The transcript has 5 exons. Gene Ontology annotation, biological process: N-terminal peptidyl-methionine acetylation. Gene Ontology annotation, molecular function: protein-N-terminal amino-acid acetyltransferase activity. NCBI's taxonomy places the organism in Eukaryota, Metazoa, Arthropoda, Insecta, Diptera, Calliphoridae. Gene Ontology annotation, cellular component: NatB complex. The coding region runs from base 116 to 643 and encodes 175 amino acids.